AUGAAGUCAACAUUCAGUUUUGAUUCCGUAAACUGGUUAAUUGAAAACAUCAUCAAAACGGGUCUAUUUAAUUAUUUUUUCAUGAAAAUCAAGAUGGAAAGGCUAAGAAAAACAAACAAGAUGGAAAACUUAGAAACAGGAAUGGAGAACUUUAAGAUAGAAACAAUUGAGGAAAGGGAAUAUGAAGAAUCUGAGGAAAUGGAAUGGGAGGAAAUUGGGGAAGUAAUUUGUAUGGUAGAAGAGGAGGGUGGGCUCACUCGCUCACUCCAAACUUUCCGCAAAAAUUUCAUCAUCAACAAAAAAGCCUACUGA
This is a messenger RNA of Clunio marinus, 312 nucleotides long. The record is from the annotation of a GenBank genome assembly. NCBI's taxonomy places the organism in Eukaryota, Metazoa, Arthropoda, Insecta, Diptera, Chironomidae.